This is a messenger RNA of Onychostruthus taczanowskii (white-rumped snowfinch), 684 nucleotides long. Its product is annotated as zinc finger protein 3 homolog. The annotation marks the transcript as partial. The record is from RefSeq and is a predicted model, not a curated record. The transcript is spliced from 2 exons. Lineage: Eukaryota; Metazoa; Chordata; Aves; Passeriformes; Passeridae.
AUGCCCUGGGACACUCAGGCAGAGAAGGAGCUGAGGAUGGAGACCACAGAGGAUAAAGCCCCAUGGCACAACUUCGUAGCAGAGGCCAUUUUGAGUGGCUCCACAGCACAGGAAUCCAAUGGGGAAGAAAAGCCACAGAGAUCCCACAGGAUGAAGGGCUGCAAACCCAGCCCAGGGUACUCUGAAAAGGAAAGACCCGCCCUGAGCCAGGAAGGUGGACAGAGCUUCAGCCAGAGCUCAGAGCUGGUGGUCCAUGAGCAGCUUCAUGAUGGGGAUAAGCCCCACAGGUGCUUGGAGUGUGGGAAGAGGUUCAUGCAGAGCUCCUAUCUCCUCUGCCACCAGCAGAUUCACACUGGGGAGAGGCCCUUCUGCUGCCCCGACUGCGGGAAGGGCUUCAAGUGCAACUCCAGCCUUGUCAGGCACCGGCUCAUUCACUCCGGGGAGAGGCCCUACGAGUGCCCCACUUGUGGGAAGAGGUUUCAGACCAGCUCCAAUCUCCUCCGCCAUGAGCGGAUUCACAGAGAUGAGAGGCCCUUCCGCUGCCCUGAUUGCGGGAAGAGCUUCAAGCUGAACUCCAUCCUCAUCAGGCACCGACGCAUCCACACUGGGGAGAGGCCCUACGAGUACCCCACAUGUGGGAAGAGCUUCACCCAGAGCUCUGACUUGACCAGACAGGAGUCACCG